AUGGUGAAACUGUACGCCCUUAGCGUCUUCUACAAAGCGCCGACCGAGGCACGGCUGCUGAAAUCGGCCUACGACUUGCAGAGCUUUUCUUUCUUUCAGCGCGGUUCGGUGCAAGAAUUUAUUAGCUUCGCUAGCAAAACGCUUGUGGAGCGAACUCAAUCCGCCACCCGACAGUCGGUAAAGCAGGAUGUGUACAUGUGCCACGUGUAUGUGCGGGCAGACAAUUUGGCUGCAGUGCUGAUAGCGGACCACGAAUAUCCGCAGCGCGUUGGCCAUACUCUGCUGACCAAGGUGCUGGAUGACUUUUCGGCCAAGGUAGGAUCCGAGCAGUGGCCGGUGACGACGAACGAGGCAGCGAUACAGUUCGGGACGCUGCCAGCCACGCUCAACAAGUAUCAGGAUCCACGGGAAGCGGACGCACUCACACGCAUGCAGGAGGAUCUGGACGAGACGAAGAUUAUUCUGCGCAACACGAUCGAUGCGGUGCUGGAUCGGGGCGAAAAGUUGGACGAUCUGGUGUACAAGUCGGAGUCCUUGUCGAUACAGAGCAAAGCAUUUUACAAGACGGCGAAGAAAACUAACUCGUGCUGCAACUUUGCCUAGGCAGCUUUUAACACGCCCGACCGUCGCAGCCU
Anopheles maculipalpis is the source of this 635-nucleotide messenger RNA. RefSeq names its product synaptobrevin homolog YKT6 (gene Ykt6). Lineage: Eukaryota; Metazoa; Arthropoda; Insecta; Diptera; Culicidae. The transcript is spliced from 2 exons. Gene Ontology annotation, molecular function: SNAP receptor activity. Gene Ontology annotation, cellular component: Golgi apparatus. The coding region runs from base 1 to 603 and encodes 200 amino acids. The record is from RefSeq and is a predicted model, not a curated record. Gene Ontology annotation, biological process: endoplasmic reticulum to Golgi vesicle-mediated transport.